Messenger RNA from Trametes versicolor FP-101664 SS1, 381 nucleotides. Its product is annotated as yippee-domain-containing protein. The coding region runs from base 1 to 381 and encodes 126 amino acids. NCBI's taxonomy places the organism in Eukaryota, Fungi, Basidiomycota, Agaricomycetes, Polyporales, Polyporaceae. The transcript has 5 exons. The record is from RefSeq and is a predicted model, not a curated record.
AUGUCCCCGUCCUCUGACACUAAGUCGAAGGUUAUCACCACCUUCCUCGACCAUCCCACUUUCUCAUGUGCGCAAUGCGCUGCGGUGAUAGCUCUACAAGACGAACUGAUAAGCAAGGCGUUCUCAGGACGUGACGGCCGCGGCUACCUAAUGCACUCCGCAGUGAACCUGAAGAUGGGCAAACGGGAGGACCGCGCGCUGCUGACGGGCGUGCACACCGUUGCGGACGUGUACUGCUUGGGAUGCAACGACCGUAUGGGAUGGUACUACCAUAAGGCCUCCGACCACUCCCAGAAAUACAAGGAAGGCAAGUACCUUCUUGAGCGGGAACGACUUGUGAAGGAGAACAACUGGAAACUCGAUGAUGCGCCCUCAGGUUGA